AUGGCUUCAGGUCAACAGAUCAACCUGGCGAAAUCAUCUGUUUUUUUCAGUGCUAAUACUAGAGAAGAUAUUCGAUGCUCAAUUUGUAGCUCUCUUAAUAUUCCUGAAGCGGGACCCUCCAGCUUGUAUUUGGGGUUACCAAAUAUAUUGGGCAGAAACAAAUCUGUUUUGUUGGGAUAUCUCAGAGAUAAAAUGAGGAACAGGAUUGAGCAAUGGGAAGGUCGCUUGUUAUCCAAAGCAGGGAAGGAAGUGCUAAUAAAAACUGUGGCUCAAUCACUCCCUUCUUAUGCAAUGAGUGUUUUUUUGCUUCCUAAGAACUUGUGUGCAGACAUGGAGAGACUGAUGUGUAGAUAUUGGUGGCGUGGCUCAUCUAGAAAUGGGAAAUCCAUUCAUUGGAAGAGAUGGGAGUCCUUAACUGUUCAUAAGAUUAAGGGGGGCAUGGGCUUUCGGGACCUUGGUGAUUUCAAUAGAGCUCUCCUUUGUAAACAAAGUUGGAGACUCCUUUGUAAUCCGGAAUCUUUGGUGGGACGCGUCUAUAAGGCAAGAUAUUAUAAAAAUUCUUCGUUCUUGGGUGCCAAAAUUGGGUCAAACCCAAGCUAUAUUUGGAGGAGUCUUUUGGAAGUGAAACCCCUAAUUAUUCAGGGGGCUAGAUGGCAUGUGGGCAAUGGAGAGUCUAUCAAGGUAAUUUCAGAUCCAUGGCUCUUAGAUGAAUCCAACCCUUGUGUUACAACUUUCCACCCUUCAUUGGUAGAUGCCAAAGUUUCGGCCUUGAUGCAUGUGGAAAGAGGCGGCUGGGAUGUUGAUUUAGUCCAUGAUAUAUUUAAUGAGAGGGAUGCUAGUUGUAUACUAAAUAUUCCUCUUAGCCCAAAUCGUGAUAGAGAUUGCUGGUAUUGGAGCUUUGAAACCUCUGGGUAUUUUUCAGUCAAGUUUUGA
Humulus lupulus (European hop) is the source of this 933-nucleotide messenger RNA. RefSeq lists its product as uncharacterized. Bases 1 to 933 code for a protein of 310 amino acids. Lineage: Eukaryota; Viridiplantae; Streptophyta; Magnoliopsida; Rosales; Cannabaceae. The transcript has a single exon. The record is from RefSeq and is a predicted model, not a curated record.